This is a messenger RNA of Maniola jurtina (meadow brown), 6081 nucleotides long. It is a transcript of the gene Mondo, whose product is annotated as MLX-interacting protein. NCBI's taxonomy places the organism in Eukaryota, Metazoa, Arthropoda, Insecta, Lepidoptera, Nymphalidae. Gene Ontology annotation, cellular component: nucleus. Bases 157 to 3042 code for a protein of 961 amino acids. The record is from RefSeq and is a predicted model, not a curated record. Gene Ontology annotation, biological process: regulation of transcription by RNA polymerase II. The transcript is spliced from 17 exons. Gene Ontology annotation, molecular function: protein dimerization activity; RNA polymerase II cis-regulatory region sequence-specific DNA binding; DNA-binding transcription factor activity, RNA polymerase II-specific.
UAACACUACUUACAAAAUAUGUCAAAGAGAUGGAAAAAAACAAUGUGAGUGAUAAUGUGAAAAUAUGGAGUGUAAAAGUUGAAAUACUGAAGAAAAAUAUAAUUGAAUGCAUAUUAGAUAGAGAUAGUGUAUUUUUCGAUCUUUGAAAAUUAAAUAAUGACUCAUGUCGAAAAACGUCAGACUCGCCCAGGUAAAGAGUCCAUCCACUCAGGGCACUUUAUGGUCUCACAUUUUGAGGCUGAAGAACAGGAUGAAUAUGAUGACCUUGCUGUGCCUAUCCCUGAAGAGGAGCAAAAUGUUCAGAAGGAAUCUGCAAUUGCGACUUAUAUUUUGCCCGUGCCUACCGAGAUAUUUCAACGGUCUGAUAAAGAAGACAGCAAACAACAUCAACAACUUUCUAUUGAAAUCUCGCUUACUAAACUAUUCAAAUGUAUGACUUUGGCGUAUCGACAAAAACUAACAUCUCCAAAAUGGAAUCGUUUCAAAGGUAUAAAACUCAGGUGGAAGGACAAAAUAAGAUUGAACAACGUCAUAUGGAGAUGCUGGCACAUGCAAUUCAUAAAGAAACAAAAUACAUUAGUGUGCCAAUUUGCAUCCCCGUUGGAUGUGGAUACGCACGUCAAACCAGAGACAACAAUAUUAGAAGGAAAAUAUUGGAAACGAAGAGCUGAAGCAGUAAUAGCAGAAUAUAAAAAAUGGCGCAUGUUUCACAUUAUGAGGCUCCUAGGCAAGGGGGACACCUCCGUCCAAGACUCGAUGUCGGACAUGGACACGCUGGAGUCCCAGUGCAGCGACUUCGCGGGCACCAUGCUCACGGACGAGGACUACCUCAACUUCAUGAGUGACACGCUCUUCUCCACCAUCACGAGCCACCAACCGUUCGCUUUCCCCGAUUGCAGGGAGAUCGCAAGAGGUGCAAGCUUAGCUGAUUUUAUUCAACCAAGCUUAGGUCCUCUGCAGCCAAAUCUUGAUGAUUUUAUGGACACAUUGGAACCACUCCAAGAUCUUCUAUUGACUCCUCGCUUGCCGCCCGUGCCCGAAGAGACGACGAUUCCUUCAGAAGAUACUUUGUACAGGAGUGCAAUGUCAGUAGAUUCUUAUAACACACAGAACUAUAUUGCUGGCAAUCAAAAUACUACAACAGUCACAAUGCCUACCAGUCAGAUGACUAUUCAUGGUACUAGUAAUAACACUCAAAUAAUGACGAUGGCCGAGCAGUCUAAAAAUGAGCAACUGCGGAUGUACGACAGUAAUCGUCUGUUCACUCAGACGGAGCUGUCCAAUAAUAUGCUGGGCACGCAGGAGUUGUUGCCGUCGUACCCGCAAAAUGCCUACGAGCAACAAACGGCGCAGGCCGAGCAGCUUCACGGCGCCGUGUACGCGGGCAAGGCGCCGCGCAUGCAGUACGUCAACACGCAAAAUAAAAUAAUCACUCCACAGGAAACAUAUUCUAAGUAUAGCACCGCGCUUCCCCCCUCGCAGACCGCGCCUGAAACGGUUUCCCUGCUGCAACAGCCUCUACAGAAUUCAAAGUAUGCAGUGGUGAUCCAAGGACGGAGUGGGUACAGUCGGGAGAAACCUCGAUCUCGACUGAGCCAUUACUCGAAUCAGUUGCCGGGCAACCAUUAUCAGAAUUACUCGCAGCCCAUACAGAGUCCCGGCCAUGUGUCGCAGCAGAGCUUCGACGGGCGAUCGGUGGUGCGUCAGUCGUCGCCCCAACUGCAGUACUUGCAGACAAGCCCUGUCGAGUAUAAAGCGAAGUCCUCACCGACCACCGUGCGCUCGUUCAAACUGCCCUCGCCACCGCUGGUCCCUGUCACAUCGCAACAGCAGGUGCAGGUGUCGGUGGGGGUUGUAAACGUAGCGAGCGGCGUGGGCGGCGUGAGCGCGGGUAGCGCGGCCGUGCGUAAGCUGGAGCAGUACCGCUCGCACAGCUUGCCGCUGGGCGCGCAGCUCGGCGCGGACUGGGCCGUGAGCGCGCCCACGCCCACGCACGCGCACGACGCGCCCAGUACGCACUCCGCGCGGGCGCGUGAGACGAAUCCUGGGACGUUACGCAUUCGGUCGCGGUCGACGUCAGGCGGCGCGGGAGCCGAGGGCGGCUCGGCGGGCGGCGCGGCGAGUGUGCGCCGCCCGCCGCCACUCACCAGCGUGGCGUCCGAGCCCACGCUGCCGCAGGCGAGCGUUAUGCUCGCGCAGCUGCUGUCUGCGCAACAUUCUCAGAGUUUGUACAAGUUGAACAGCAGCUUAGAGGAAGGCGUGGGUGUGAGCGAUCCCACGAAGUCCCCGAUCCUGAAGGGACAGCCGUCACCCAUCGGUAGUGACAUCAUAUCGCCACAUCACUCGCGCGCGCAGUCGCUGUCGCCGCCGGGCUCGCCGGGUUCGGAGCGCGCGGGCUCGCCGCGGGACGGGCGCGAGGGACGCGAGGCGCGGCGCACGCACCUGCACGCGGAGCAGAAGCGCCGCUACAACAUCAAGAACGGCUUCGACACGCUGCAGGCGCUCAUCCCGCACCUCAACACUAACCCCGCUGCCAAGAUAAGUAAAGCUGCCAUGUUACAAAAAGGAGCGGAAUACAUAAAGCAGUUGAAAGCGGAAAGGAAUCAAAUCAAAGAAGAAAUGGAGAGCCUGCGGCAACAGAUUGAAUGCUUAAAUAAUUCCAUAUCCAACUGCCACUCGCUGCUGCCGGCGACGGGCGCGCCGGUAUCGCGCGGGCGCGCGGGCCGCCUGCGCGAGAUGUUCGCUGCGCACGUGGCCUCGCGCACCGCGCUCAACUGGAAGUAUUGGCUCUUCAGCGUGGUGAGCGCAGCGCUGGUGGAGUCGUUCAGCGCGUGCGUGUCGUGCAGCAGCGCGGCAGACCUCGUGCGCACCACGCUGCUGUGGGCCGAGCAGCACUGCUCGCUCGUCGAGAUGCGCCCAGCGGUUUUAAAUUCACUAAGGGUACUUUGCACCACGACGGACAUACUCACGAGUCCGGAGCGGCUCGCAGACGAGGCGCGCGCCGCGGCCGCGUCCGCCGGGGUCAAGCGUGAGCCUACGUAACGCUGUCUGCCACCGCCCAUCGCCUUACAUCAUACCACCCCAUAACCAAGUGAUACCACCCCGAUACUUCACACAUUAUCUUGAUUCCCCUCAAGAAUCAUUUCUAAUAAUAGUGCAUUACUGUCCAGGCCGGAAAUAGAGCAAUUAACUGCUGAGUAAUAUUGAAAAGACGAGGCGAAGCCGAGAAGCGAGCUGAAGGGAUUUUAAACUAAACGAGGCCGUAAAUUGCAAUUUCGGCCGAUACUUGUAUCGUACUUUUCUCUCAUUUGCGAGGAAACAAUAAGUAAAUGAAUUUAAGAAAAAAGCUACUUCGCAGUUGACUUUUUUUAAUGAGGAGGCAAUUUCCGAGCAAGUGUGAGAAAAAUAAAUUGCAUCCACCGCGGUUCGAAUUUCAUUACAUUUUUAUUUUUAUCGAUCAUGAAAACGGAAUCAGAGUGUUACUUAAGCCUUAUGCAUACAACAGUUUAUUGAACCGUACAAAACACUUUGUUCUUACCUUGUUUGAAUAUACUCGAGCAUUGUCUCGACUAUCUUGUAAAGCGUGUGUACUUUAAUCUCCUUUAUCUUGAAUGUUUACAAGGUCGCAUGUUUCCGUUUUCUAUGUGUCCUGACGGUUCGUACUUUGUGUACCAUUCAAAACAAAUAUGCCACUUUAAAUGGGUUUUCUGUUUAUCUAGUUAUAAUAUAUUUUAUGGCUUAAAACAGUAAAGAGUUCUAGGGAGUAAAGUAAGAAAAAUAAUUGCAAGGUGCAAAUUUUUCUAGAUGUAUAAAAUACACUAAACGCCGUAACAAAAGUAAAGAAAAAGGUGUCAAAGCAUUCGUAUUGUGAAUAUUGUGUUGAUUAUAAUAAAAAGAAAUCUUAAGCUGUGUAUUCACUAAGAAACAAAUUGUUUUUUAUGAACACUGGUUAAGAAAUAAAACAAAUUAAUAUGGUUCUGAAACAGCUGAAACUGUGGCGGCAAUCACUAUGGGUAAUUUACUAUGCUCACUUCAGUUUCGCAACCGAUGCUUAUGGGUAUAGAUUUUACCUUGACGGUUGUGUUGUUAAAAAUAUGUUUUUUUUUUUUAAAGAUUAUUAGCCAUGCUAAUCAUGACUAAUAUUCCCCUUUCUCCUCCAACUAAGCGCAAAGCUGUGUUAGGAGUAGGUACGACAAUAGUGCAACGGGUGGGUUUUGAACCGCCAACCUUUCGGAAUACAGCCCGCUCCUCAAUCGUUGAGUUAUUGAGGCUAGCUCUGAAGUCAUAAGAUGGCGAAAACAUUUUCCUUUAUAAUUUUCAUUCCAUAUUUUGUUUUAUUUUAUUCCAUACUUUAUUCGCAAGUUGUUUGUCAGUGAAUGCAUGGCUGUAGCUGCCUGCCCGUUGUGGAGUGGAGCGGAGACCACGUGCUUCGGCCAAUUGAGAGAUGCCGUGCCAAAAUUAUCACGUCAUCCCUCAUCCCUUAAUAAUCUGAUUCGUCUUGUCACAUUGUUUAAAUUGAUCAGAAUAUUUAGAAUUAACAGAUAUUUAUCAGAAUUAAUAAAAUUUCUUUAUUAAAGUGAGUUUGAUAAAAUGGAUAUUUAACUCAUUCGAUAUCUUUUGGCUGAAUAAAAGAUAUUUAUUCAUAAUAAAAGAUAUUAUUCAUUCAGAUUUCAAUCACCUUCCGAUACUAAAAACGAAUACUUCGGUGUUCAGAUCGUGAUUUAGAUGUUGCGAUAGCAAUCACGCUCUUAUUAGAAUUUAUAUUACCGUUGGUUUGUUUUUUGAUUUAAUCUCUCUAUAAUCCUCUACUCGUCGUGACCUGUGUUCCCGCGCAAGUUUUUAGACCUCAAUUGUUCGAUAAAAAUUGGAAUAUAUUGUUUAUUUCAAGUUUCAACUCAAUCUGCUGACCUCAUCCCCGCUCCGCUUUAAUGGACAGGCAGUCUUAAAAUCGAAUAUCGGGGUUAAGGGAUAUAGUUUUAUAUGAUACAGUAAAAAUUAAAUGAAUAUUUUCAAGUGCCCUCUGAUAAGGUAUAUUUACUUUGUACCUAAAUCAAGUAAUACUCAAGUUAAAGAGGCGUUAUCACAGUGGCGGUGUAACAGGAUUCAGUCCUAACGUAAUGUGCAAUUUAUUGGUGUUCACAACUUUAUCUUCUUAGUCAAGUUACGCACAAAUCUUUUGAUUAUGAUUUCGACGGGUUUUGGUGGAGCUUAAAUAUUCCAUAGUCCAAUUUUAACGUUCUAAUGCUAUACCACAUUUCAUUUGUAAAUAUGACAAGCUCAAUUUUAUGAACGAAUUAACGAAUCUUUAUUUUGCAAUUUUUGGAAAUAGUUAUGAUGUAAUAUUAUAGUAAUGUGAUUGUAAAAAUGUAAAUCUAAUGAAUAAACGUAUAUCAGUGGCUUAGUAUAGUGCCUUUUAUACAACUCUUGGUACUAGUUAAUAUACAACUUGUAAUGUUUCUAUUCUACCAAAGAUUAUAAUGUUCAACCCGAAUCAUCACUUGCUAGAGACUUAACGUUCCAUGUGAUAUUGUAGACCUGUUGUACGUACUCGUCAGCUGCGAGCCGUCCCGUUUUUGCACGUGAAUACCAAUGUAGUCAAUAAGCAAAAAGAGAAUUUAUUUUAUCGAUUGUCGAAGUCGAGAUUUAUUUUAGUGUCUUAGCACACGGCAAGAUUUUUACGUGAAGUCGAAGCGCGUCAGAGGCAACUACAUCUUAGUUCUGUUCUGUUUAACAGUGCAGACACUCGCGAUGGAAUUCACAGCGCUGUUUAGGUGCGUUCGUAAAACGCGUGAUAACCUCGCCGUGUGCAAAGGCCCUUAGAGUUACUGUAAGUAUAUUUACGAAAGUAAGGUACUUUAAGUAAAUAUUUUUAUAUUGUUUGUGUCGUGACGCAAAUAUUUUUAUAUAAACUGUAUAAAUCGGUGCCAACGUAAAUCUUGUUGUAAUUUGUUAUGUAGUGAUAUAAUUUUAUGAUGAAUCGUUGAGUCUGGUAGCGUCGUCAGCACGCGCGCCCGCAAGCGAGCUUUAAUGAGUUAUUUGCAAAUUGUUGUUCUAUUGGAAAUACAGUUUGGAAUGAAUUUU